Messenger RNA from Drosophila novamexicana, 1945 nucleotides. RefSeq names its product protein yippee-like CG15309 (gene Ypel). The record is from RefSeq and is a predicted model, not a curated record. Lineage: Eukaryota; Metazoa; Arthropoda; Insecta; Diptera; Drosophilidae. The coding region runs from base 698 to 1042 and encodes 114 amino acids. The transcript has 3 exons.
AUACAUGCAUAUAUAUAUAAAAUUCAUAUGUAUGAAAUCUGAUAUAUCCCGUCUGUACACACAUACAUAUGCAUAAAUAUACACACUACAAAACAGAACGCACGUGGAACAAUAGCAGCCGCAGUCGCAGUCGCAGUUGCAGUCGCUGUCGAAGCCCUCAGACACCAGACGGAGACACAGGCUCAGGCACAGUCCCAGGCACAGGCACAAACAAAAGCCAACGACAUUGGAUUGUGGCUUUUUCUGUGACCCACGACACUGGCAGACGCUGGACAUAAUCGUUCAAUGACAGCAGCCACAGUUGCUGCCACAGUUGCUGCCACCGCCUCUGCCUCUGCCGCGGCGCCGUCGUCCUCAUCGUCGCCGUCCGCUGUAAGCAACGCGCGCAGUUAACGCACAGCAGCAGCAGCAGCAGGAGACACUGUUUGAUCCGGUCUCAGCAGCGGACCAAUUGACAGCCAAGAAGUGCACUUCCCUGUGACGGAUACGGCUGUAGUUCAAGACUAUUUACAGACAACCAGCUAAAAGCCAAGCCACACACGCCCAAGGCACCAAGCCAGCGAUAGGAAAACUAACAGUAACAGAAACAGUAACAGCAACAGCAACAGGAACAGUAACAGCAACAGUAAAAGUAACACUAACAGUGACAGAAACUGUAACUGGAACUGUAACUGCAACUGUAGACAAACCAGCAACAAUGGUGAAAACCUUUCAAGCCUACUUACCGUCCACAAAUCGGACCUACUCAUGUGUUCAUUGCCGUGCGCAUCUCGCUUCACACGACGAGCUCAUCUCGAAGUCGUUUCAGGGCAGCCAGGGGCCGGCAUAUCUUUUCAAUUCGGUGGUAAAUGUCGCUUGCGGCCAAACGGAGGAGCGUGUCCUGCUCACUGGACUCCAUGCGGUCGCCGAUAUCUACUGCGAGUGCUGCAAAACGCCGCUCGGCUGGAAAUAUGAGCAUGCGUAUGAGUCCAGUCAGAAAUACAAGGAGGGCAAGUUCAUUAUUGAGCUGGCGCACAUGAUCAAGGAGAAUGGCUGGGAUUGAAACAAAACGUCGGCGAUGUGGCGCGCGUGAUGUGGCAUGUGGUGGGCUGGCAGUCCGGGCGGCUUGGGUAACGUUAAUAAUGCGGCAACAACGAACAGUUGAUGAUGGCACAUGUGAAAAGGCUUGAAGCUAAAUGAAGCAAGCAAGCGAGUACAAGUGCCAGUAAGAGUGAGACAGAUAGAAAGAGAGAGAGAGAGACGGAGAUAGACGACAGCGAGUGCCGGAGGUUUGAUCGGUCGAGUUGAGGCGCGAGUUCGAGUUUUAGGGUACCACAAUAUAUAUAUGCUAUUAUAUAGUACAUAACUCGUCGUAUCUUAGAGAACAAACAAAAACACACACAGACAGACAUACACACACAUACACACGCACAUACAACACAGACCACACACACUCUCUCAUACACACACACACAGCCAAACACACACCUCCAAAAUGGCAGCUGCUUUACUGGGCUUGGAGAGAUCUCUGCGCUGGGCGCAACAGCAACUUGAGCUGGCGCCAUCUACCGGCCUAAGCGCCAACUACUACUGUAUUAUUUGUUUUGUUGCCGUUUCGUCGCGUCUUUUAUUUGUUUAUAUAUUCCUUUUGUGUUUUUUUUUUCUUUCAAAUAUUUUCAACUAUUAUUUAUAUGACAUUAAGCUCAAAGUGUCUAGUAAACAGUUUUAAAUGCCCAUUUCUAUUUUUGAAAACUUGAAAAGCUUUUUAAUUUUCAUUUAACAGUUUGAGUUUUUUGACAAAUUUUUGGUUGCCACCAACACAAAAAGGAACACAAAAAACUUGCACUGCCAAUAAACGAAAAAUUAUUAAAAAUGUUUUUGUACAAAUGCAACAAAACGACUAAAAAUAGGAAACAGACGCAAAUUAAAUGCAAACGGCAUGCAAAAUUAAAAUGCACCCACAAAA